CAGCAGCAGCUGACUGUCGAUCCCACUCAGCCACCAUCAUCCGAGCCUGAUAAGGAGGAUCCAUGCCCCUCCACUCUAUCCCAGCUCCGAUCCGAUCCGUUUUGCAAGGCAGCCAGUCCAUGGGGAAUUAAUUCCAUGGAAUGCGGGAUCUCCACACGAUAACCAUAACAGGGCGCUUCGCAGUAUGAUGACAUGGAUUAUCCCUUUCAUAGCCGCAAGAUGACCUCUGGCUUUCUUCAGCUCCACGUCAUCCAGCCACAGAUUCUCCGUUUGAGUUUGAUCGCGGCUCUAACAACUGGGCGAAACAAGUGCUCCCGAUACAAAUCAAGAAUCGUGUUGUUUGACAGCGACCACGCAAUCACUGACAGAUGUCUCAAGACCCCGUCUGAAGCUUCCCUCCUGACGAUCGACUCCUUACUCAAUGUCCCGACACUUUGCUGUCUUGCAAUUGUACUAAUCUCGACGUUGGACUUAUCUUGGAUGGAUCUGGUCUUGACAUGAGGUUCCCCUCUCCCCCCGAUUCCGAUCCAGCCACCGAACCAGGGUCCAAUUGGCGCUAAUCUCCUGCAAGGCACCGGCCGCAACAAUGGUGAUAUCCCACACGGCAUUGUCGUCAUUCUCUUCAUCAUCCUGAUGCGAU
Aspergillus japonicus CBS 114.51 is the source of this 640-nucleotide messenger RNA. RefSeq lists its product as uncharacterized. The annotation marks the transcript as partial. The transcript has a single exon. The record is from RefSeq and is a predicted model, not a curated record. NCBI's taxonomy places the organism in Eukaryota, Fungi, Ascomycota, Eurotiomycetes, Eurotiales, Aspergillaceae.